Molecule: messenger RNA, 1825 nt
Organism: Orussus abietinus
Lineage: Eukaryota; Metazoa; Arthropoda; Insecta; Hymenoptera; Orussidae
Product: cytochrome c oxidase assembly protein COX15 homolog
Exons: 6
Coding region: 182-1492 (436 amino acids)
Biological process (GO): heme A biosynthetic process
Cellular component (GO): mitochondrial inner membrane
Molecular function (GO): oxidoreductase activity, acting on NAD(P)H, heme protein as acceptor
Source: RefSeq, a predicted model, not a curated record
AUAGCGAUUUGCUUUACGCCAUGUGAAUUUACCAAAGUUUUCGAGUACGUACUUGUAAAAUGAGGUUCACCUAUUUCAUAAAAUAAUUAUGUUUUUGUGACUUGUCAGAGUGAGUUCUGCGGGAUUACGUGAUCUAGGAUAUUUUUUCUCUCUUUCCUGUUGCUAAAAUAAAAGUUUCAUAAUGUUGAGCAUACUCAAAUGUGGACGAAGCAUUGUUGGAAGGCAAGGUGUUACUAACGUAUGUUAUGGGGAACGCCUCUUUAACACAACUGCGGCAAGAAAGCCUAUGGUUAAUAGCGGUUAUAUUUUUCUAAGAAGGAUUCCAAAUCAGUUAGGGAAGGUUCGGGGAUUAUUCAGACAAACUGGCAGCAUUGCUCUAGGCUAUGUAACAAAGACAAAUCCUAAGUCUGACAAAAUUGUAGGCACAUGGAUGCUUACGUGCAGUGGCAUGGUCCUUGCAGCCGUUAUUUUAGGUGGCGUAACCAGACUUUCCGAAUCUGGUCUGUCUAUGGUCACUUGGAAAUUGCUGGGAGAAAAGAUGCCCACUUCGGAAUCCGAUUGGGUUGCAGAAUUUGAGCUGUACAAACGGUAUCCUGAGUUCAAGCUAAUGAAUCGAAAUAUGACUCUGGAGGAGUUUAAACGUAUUUGGUGGAUGGAGUACGUACACAGAACAUGGGGUCGAUUAAUCGGAGCAGCAUUCAUAGUUCCAGCAGUUUACUUUUGGUCAAAGGGAAUGCUGAGACCGACCAUGAAGGGAAGAGUCUUGGCAUUGGGUUCUCUCAUUGGCAUUCAGGGCUUAAUGGGAUGGUACAUGGUUCAGUCUGGAUUAGAAGACCGAUUCCAGGGUCCCGCUGAUGUCCCCAGAGUAUCGCAAUACAGACUAGCAGCGCACCUUGGAUUGGCGCUAAUACUUUACUCGGGCUUAUUGUACAAUGCUUUAGACCAUUUGCUAUCUGCUAAGAAAGUAUCGAUCGACUACUUCAGUGCUGCGGUCAUAAACACUAGGCAGAUCAAGUCACUCAGAAGAUUUCGAUGGGUGAUUUACUCCUCGAAAGGUCUAGUUUUCCUCACUGCUUUAUCAGGAGCAAUCGUGGCAGGAUUGGAUGCCGGAUUGAUUUACAACACUUUCCCACGCAUGGGAGAGAAGUGGAUUCCGGAUGACAUUUUAGCACUUUCUCCGCCAUUGAGGAACAUUACCGAAAAUCCUACCACUGCUCAGUUCGACCACAGGUUAAUGGGGUACCUUACUUUAACAUUACUGACCGUUAUGGGUGUAGCAUCGCGCAAACAUAAGUUGCCUGGGCGUUGUAAAACAGUUAUAAAGAUUCUAAUUACUGCUGCAUACCUUCAAGUAGGACUAGGAAUUACAACGUUGCUUCUUCACGUACCGAUGAAUCUUGCAACGAUGCAUCAGUCUGGAAGUCUUCUUCUUUUGAGUGCUGCAACGUGGCUCUGUCAUGAAGCAAAGCAUUUAAAAAAAUUGCCAAAGUAAUGCAACUCACGAGAUGUACAAGUAUCGCAUGUCAAGUUAGCUAUUUGCAAAGGUCGUUAACGAGAACGACAGCCUGUGAACAUGUCCGUCGCAUUUUAACAUGUAGUAGGGGGAUCUCAGGAUUCCAAGUAUAUGGAUAUUUUGUUUCACAACAUUGUGUUUGUUUUAUUUGAAAAUGCAGUGUUACAAUGAUCGUUACUAGUUGAAGUUACCCUAUGCCAAAAGGACAACAGCUUUACCGACUUGAUCAUAUUAAAGCAAUAAUCAAAUUUCAAUCUGUAGUUUGGGAAAUGGAGGCAUGACUUGCAUCGUUCCAUAAAGAAUUAUUUAACA